AUGGCUCUGAACUUUCCAAGUUAUUUAUUGGCUUCAAGUCCUCCGGGUUUUGAGCUGUUAUCCGACCGCUGGUUGGAGUCUAGAUCAUCGAGAUCAAACAGUUAUCGCUCAUCAUUCACAUCUUCAACUCAAACCGAAUCUUUAACAAACUCAAGAAGUGAUAGGAAGAAGACGGCCUCAUCAGCAGAAGAUCUGAAUAACAGCAGCCUGCAUGUUGGAUACGAAUACAAAGAUGCUAGGUUGGAAACUAAUCGAGACAAAGAGAAAGACAAGAUUCGAAUUUCAGAGUGGGAGCAAUCCUACAAUUGGGACCUUAGUGAACUUGCCUUAAAUUUAGAAGAUGUGGACAAUAAAAUUGAUAUCAAAAUACCUAGAAAAAUAUCAUUUGCUGAUGAGUUAGGUAAAGAAUUGACAGAAGUGAAGAUGGCUGCAGAACCUUCUGAUGUUCCUCCAGUAUUAAGUCCUGAAACAAUUCAAAAGAUCCAGCAGACACUAUCAGAUGCUUUCAUAGAUGAUGAUGACACAUCAACAACUUCAAGUCCUACAAGCUGGGAACCAGAAUAUAAAUUAAUUUUAGUUAAUUUUGAGGAGCCUCACUUGAAUCUGCUGGCACUUCACAAUCAUAUUGAACAGAUGAAUGUAUCUCUAGCCAGCAUAAAAACCCAAGUAGGUAAACUCAUUUGUGGGACGGUUGAGACAAAAUGCUGUCCAGGAAAUGUGAGAAGUGCUAAGGAAGUGGUGCUGAGGUAUACAUUAGAUGGCUGGAAGACUAGCAUGGAUGUUCAGUGCAACUUCGUUAGUGCUGUCGGAGGAACUAAUCAUGAACUGUUUUCUUUUCAGUUCCCACUCAACAACAACAUGAAUGUGCAAUCGAGUGGUGAUAAUUCUUCUAAAGAUUCUAUUGUCAUUGAGUUUGCUAUUUGUUACAGAACUGAGUCUGGUAAUGAGUUUUGGGACAAUAAUUCAAAUCUUAAUUACAAGAUAAGUUGUAAGCUGAUAGAGUCUAAUAACAACAUGCAUAAUACUUGUACUAAAUCAGAUGUUUUUAAUGGUUCAAGAAUUCUUCACAAUCAAGUCGUCCCCAGCCAAAAGAGUCUCGACGUUGUCUUUAGAAAUCCUCUUGAUUUUGAUAAUGAUUUUGGACAUCCUUAUUGGUAA
Messenger RNA from Helobdella robusta, 1158 nucleotides. RefSeq lists its product as hypothetical. The record is from RefSeq and is a predicted model, not a curated record. NCBI's taxonomy places the organism in Eukaryota, Metazoa, Annelida, Clitellata, Rhynchobdellida, Glossiphoniidae. The coding region runs from base 1 to 1158 and encodes 385 amino acids. Gene Ontology annotation, cellular component: protein phosphatase type 1 complex. Gene Ontology annotation, molecular function: glycogen binding; protein phosphatase 1 binding. The transcript has a single exon. Gene Ontology annotation, biological process: regulation of glycogen biosynthetic process.